ACUACUGGAUUCUUUCUUCAUUGCCUUUUCCUACAGCAUCACCAUCUCUCUCUCUGCAACUGAUUCAUUCCCAAUAUAGCAAAAGCGUUUGGACGAAGGAGAGGAUUUGAAUAUGGAGAGAGGAGGAAGGCGGGUAUCGAGGGGGAUGCUGCCACUUCUGGCCCUACACGCUGUGAACGAGUACUACAGACUGGAGAGAAAGCCUCCUGUGACAGCCGGUCUUCUCGUGGCUAACACACUUAUCUAUUUGAGACCUGGUGUCCUAGACCAAGUAUUGCCUUCCCUCGAUGAGGUCUGGUUCAACCCCCACCUCAUCCUCAAGCACAGGGAUCUCAAACGCUUCUUUCUGUCAGCAUUCUACCACAUUGGUGAAUCCCACCUUGUUUACAACAUGAUGUCACUUCUCUGGAAGGGUAUCCAAUUGGAAACUUCAAUGGGAAGUGUUGAAUUUGCAUCCAUGACUCUAGCACUUGUUGGAAUGUCCCAAGGCAUCACACUACUUCUUGCAAGAGCCCUUCUCUUGUUCUUUGAUUAUGAGAGAGCCUACUACCAUGAACAUGCUGUGGGCUUCUCCGGUGUCCUCUUUGCUAUGAAGGUCAUCCUCAAUUCCCAGUCAGAAAACUACACUUAUGUCCAUGGGCUAAUUGUACCAGCACGUCAUGCUGCAUGGGCAGAGCUUAUUCUCAUCCAAAUGUUUGUGCCAGGUGUGUCAUUCUUAGGCCACCUUGGUGGAAUACUUGCUGGCAUUCUCUAUCUCCGGUUAAAGAGUAUAUAUUCAGGUCCUGAUCCAUUGACAACCAUCAUCAGAAGUCUCACUGGCAUAGUAAGCUGGCCUCUGAAAAUUGUACGGAGCUUAUUCCAUUUUCGCCAUCGGCGAUUUUCUGGCAGGGGGGCUGUUGGUGGGAGUCGUUCAGGAAGGAGUGUAUCUGGUGUCUGGAGAUGCUCAGCCUGCACUUUUGAUAAUUCCGAGUGGCUAAAUGAGUGCGAGAUGUGUGGCACAGGAAGGGAUGGUGACGGAUUGUUGUCUGUUCGGCAUUCAAAUGAGGCACGUGAUCUCUCAUUGGAAGAACUACGCCGUCGGAGAAUUGAAAGGUUUGGUAGAUGAUUGUUCUGCUGGGCUGGCAUCCAAUGCAUCCAAUGGUUGAUAUGAUAUUGGUGUUCUUCACUUGUACAACUACAGGGAUUUUUUGUUUUCAAAAGAAAAAUGGAAGUGUCUUUUGCCUUCCAACUUCAAAUGGUGAAAAAUGUUGGCAAAAGGCAAACGUUUGCUUCAUUACCAAAGGAAGAAAAGUUAGCUUAGCGACAUGUAAACUUGAACUUGAAAAUAUAUUUUUUCCUGUAGGCUUUGUUUGGUUUGAAGGGUAGGGAAACCUUUACAAAUCUUGUAUGGAUUUCCCUACCUUUUCCCUAAAAACAAACAUAGCCUUGAUCUCUGGCAUUUUCGUUGUUCAUGGGUUCUAUUUUAUCCAACAAAUUUCUAUAUCACACAAA
Nelumbo nucifera (sacred lotus) is the source of this 1491-nucleotide messenger RNA. RefSeq names its product RHOMBOID-like protein 14 (gene RBL14). The record is from RefSeq and is a predicted model, not a curated record. Lineage: Eukaryota; Viridiplantae; Streptophyta; Magnoliopsida; Proteales; Nelumbonaceae. Gene Ontology annotation, molecular function: serine-type endopeptidase activity. Gene Ontology annotation, cellular component: membrane.